AGUAUUGUAACCGAUGUCGAGUUAAACGAAAGAAAUUUCGAAAAAUAAUUUCGAGGAUGGAGUACAUAUGGAGUUUCUAUAUAUUUCUUCUGUUUGUGGUUAAAGUUUGUGAGAUGACCCAAGAAAAGCCGAAUAUAAUUGUUAUCAUUGCAGAUGACAUGGGCUUCAAUGAUGUAGGGUUCCACGGAAGCGAUGAAAUACCAACACCAAAUGUAGACGCUCUUGCUUACAACGGUGUUAUCUUGAAUAGUCACUAUACUCAAGCACUAUGCACCCCUUCUCGAGCUUCGUUUCUUACUGGAAAAUAUCCAAUUCACAUAGGUAUGCAGCAUCUAGUAAUCUUGGAACCAGAGCCAUGGGGAAUGCCUUUAAAUGAAACAAUUAUUCCACAACUUUUGAAAAAAAAUGGAUACUCUACUCAUGCUAUUGGAAAAUGGCAUUUGGGCUUCUUCGAAAAAGAGUAUACCCCUACAUUCAGAGGUUUUGAUACUCACUAUGGAUAUUAUCAAGGACUUCAUGAUUAUUAUACCCACAUGACAUAUGGAACUUACUCUCAUAAAAUGGUUGGUUAUGAUAUGAGAAGAAAUUUGGAAGUGGAUUACAAUACCAAAGGCAAAUAUAGUACAACUUUAUUCACACAGGAAGCAGUAAGGUUAAUACACGAACAUGAUACCACAAACCCCAUGUUUAUGUACAUGGCUCACUUGGCUCCUCACUCAGGAAACGCUGAUAAUCCGUUACAAGCACCUGAUGAAGAAAUUGCUCAAUUUGCACACAUCAAAGAUCCAGAAAGACGUAUUUACGCAGCAAUGGUAUCAAUGUUAGACAAAAGCGUUGGCGCUAUAGUAGGAGCUCUUCGUGACAAACAAAUGCUACAAAAUUCCGUAAUCCUUUUCAUAUCUGAUAAUGGUGCUCAACCAAUGGGUAUUCAUGCAAACCACGGAUCUAAUUAUCCAUUUAGAGGGACCAAGAACUCAAUAUGGGAAGGUGGUCAUAGAAACAUAGCUGCCAUAUGGAGCCCGCUUAUUAAAAAACCUCAACGAGUUUCUAAUCAACUAAUGCAUAUUUCAGAUUGGCUCCCAACAUUUUGUUCAAUUGCAGGGUUAAAUAUGACUACCCUUCCCAAAAAUUUAGAUGGUAUGGAUAUGUGGGAUUCUAUUUCAAUGGGUACAGAAAGUCCAAGAACUGAAUUUGUUUACAACAUUGACGACAUAUUUAAAUAUGGAGGGGUUAGGCAAGGAGAUUGGAAAUAUAUAUACGGCUCUGCUACUCAAGGACAAAUGGAUAUAUGGUAUGGAAACAACGGGACAUCCGUGGACUAUUUCUACGAUAUAGAACAGAUUUUGACAUCUAAAACCGCAACAGCACUUACAGGGCUAAUAACCUAUGAACAAAUACAAGAUAAAUAUUCGAAAAAUCCUACCAGAAACUUGAAACCAGUAGACAAAACUCUGAUAAAAAAAUUGAGAAAGGAUGCUACGAUCAAAUGUGCACCGCCAGAUCCUGACCAACUUGAAGAAACGAAAUGUAAUCCUCUUCAAUCUCCAUGUUUAUUCAACAUCAGGGAUGACCCUUGUGAAAGGAUUAACUUAGCUUCAACCAGGCCUAAUGUGCUUAGAAAUUUAGAAUACCUUAAUCUAGAAUACAGAAAAACUGCUUUGCCUCCUGGGAACAAACCAGCAGAUCCAAAUGCUGAUCCAUUAUUAUGGAACAACACUUGGGUGAGCUGGAGAAGCUGUGACAGUAUUCUCAAAAUAAAAUUAAUGGAAGUGUCUUCGUUAUCCUCAAUGGGUAUUAUACUGAUUGUUGGGGCUUGUUUAUUGAUAAUUGUUAUGAUAGCUAUUUUAGCGAAAGUAAAUAAAAGUAAACGGAAAACUGAAUGUAUACCGAGGGAUCUAUUAGUUCAGGAAAAUGUGUAACAUAUUAGGGUCAUUUCAAGUUCAAUCCAACUUCUCUGAAUUUGACGAAACUUACUCGAUAGCUCUUUAAAAACCACAGAAACUUUUAAUCUACGAGAAUUUUAAAAUAAUCACAUAUAAUUCUAUAAUAUACCUAUUGUACUAAAAACGAGCGUGAGGCAGCAAUGCCUAUGUAAACAUAUUAUCUUUCAUAAGAUUAUCUAAGGAUCAUGUUAGUAAAAAGUUUUUAUCUAUUCUAUAAAUUGAAACGUUUAUAUGAAAACUGAUUAUCAGAAUAUAUUCAGAGUCUUAGUCUUUUUUAGUUUUUAACUAGAAACUUCAUUUUGAUUUAUCGACAUCCAUUGGAUGGAAUUGCCAGAGAGGUGACUUUAAAUUAGUACAAAAAGAAAGUGUGAAUGUUAAAAUUUUAAGCAAUCGCUUAAAAUUACGGGAACAUCUAGUUCGUGCAACAAACUCAACAAAUUUUUUGGAAACAUUCAAUCCCUCUAUUCUUUCUUUAUUAUAGAUCUUUUCAUUAUGCUUUCCUAAAGACUUCGCCUCAAAUUCUGAGCAGGCAUAACAAACUUCAUGUUGAAGCUAUAACAUAAUUUGGAAGCUUGCAUUUAAUGCUGAUAAUUUCAAUUAUUUCAAUUUAAUAAUAAUUUUCAACACAACACUUAAUUAGAUCUAUUAUUUUGUUUAUUUUUUAUUUUUAAAUCUAAUUUUGACUCAUUAAAAGCUCUGACUGUUCGAGGACAUCAGAAAUAUUAUAAAAUCGUAACAAUUAUAUCAUCUAAACUAAUGGUACACAAUACUUUGAUUAACAUGUGAAAUGUAGUCAAUAAUAAUGUGAUUAAUAUGAGAAAUUCAGGAAACUCUGUCUCAAUAAAUUAUAUUAGGAGCCAUUAGAAAGGCGUAUUUGUAAUUGAGAGAACGUCAUGUUAAAAUUAUGAGCUCAUUUCACAUCCAUCGACUAGAAUUAGCAAAAGUGCGAAAUUCUGAAUUGAUUCUAAAACGUAGCAUACAAGACGAUCCGAGUAAAAAUUUGAGAAUUUUGGCAAUGUCGUUGAGUCUCCCCAGCAAAUCACAAUGCUUUAAGGUUAUAAUUUUUUCUAUUGGGCUUCUUGCAGAAUAUACUAUUUACUGAGUACAAAAUCGGAAAGGCUCGACAUUCUUGGAUUUCGUACUAUAUACUUACAAUGACUUUGUAAAACACGACACUUAGGUAUUCAACUUCUGUUAAAUAAUUAUAUAUUUUAUGUUCAUACAAAAAGUACAUUUAAAAUAUGUAAGUAUUCAUGUGUUUUUACUGUUUUGAAAAAACAUCACUGAAUACAUAAAACCUAUUUAUUCAUAGUUGAGAUAUUUUUCAGAAUGAAAAAUUUUCUUAAAACUGACUGUACAUAAUUAAGUGGAUAAUCAUUAAAUGUUUAUUACUGUUA
Messenger RNA from Diorhabda sublineata, 3340 nucleotides. Its product is annotated as arylsulfatase B-like. The transcript is spliced from 8 exons. NCBI's taxonomy places the organism in Eukaryota, Metazoa, Arthropoda, Insecta, Coleoptera, Chrysomelidae. The record is from RefSeq and is a predicted model, not a curated record. The coding region runs from base 57 to 1919 and encodes 620 amino acids.